AUGGUCUUCACGUACGCUAUACCUGUGGAUAUGGGCUACCUCGACGAUGAAGAGCAGAUAUACUUGGAGGAUGUGGCUGCUGUUAAGAAGUGGUGGGAAGAUUCAAGAUGGAGAUACACCAAGAGACCUUUCACGGCGGAGCAGAUUGUCCAGAAGCGAGGAAAUCUAAAGAUUGACUAUCCCAGCAACGCCCAAGCAAAGAAAUUAUGGAAGAUUGUUGAAGGAAGAUUUGCAAACAAAGAUGUAUCCUUCACGUAUGGCUGCCUAGAGCCGACCAUGCUUACUCAGAUGGCCAAAUUCCUCGAUACGGUUUAUGUCUCUGGAUGGCAGUCCUCCAGCACCGCUUCCUCCACCGAUGAGCCCUCCCCUGACCUUGCGGAUUACCCUAUGAACACCGUGCCUAAUAAAGUCCAUCACCUCUGGAUGGCUCAGCUAUUCCAUGACCGCAAACAGCGCGAAGAACGACUCACCACUCCCAAGAGCGAGAGAGCCAAUGUUGCCAACACAGAUUUUCUCCGUCCUAUUAUCGCUGAUGCAGACACUGGUCAUGGUGGGCUUACCGCAGUCAUGAAGCUUACCAAGCUCUUCGUGGAGAAUGGGGCUGCAGGAAUUCACAUUGAAGACCAAGCUCCCGGCACAAAGAAAUGUGGUCAUAUGGCUGGCAAAGUUCUCGUCCCUAUUUCCGAGCACAUCAAUCGCCUAGUCGCAAUCCGCGCACAGGCAGACAUCAUGGGCUCUGACCUGUUGGCCGUAGCUCGAACAGACUCUGAAGCAGCGACUCUGAUCACAUCGACUAUCGACCAUCGAGACCACUCAUUCAUCCUCGGCGCCACCAAUCCUUCCCUUCAACCCCUCAACGACCUCAUGGUUGCCGCAGAGCGAGCGGGGAAGAUGGGCGAGACUUUGGCAAAUAUUGAAGAGGAAUGGAUAAAGUCCGCUCAGCUCAAGCUCUUCGAUGAAGCAGUCAUUGACGCCAUCAGUGCGGGCGUGCAUGUCGAUAAAGCAUCUUUGAUCAAAAAAUACAAGGAUGCCGUAAAUGGCAAGUCCAAUUCCGAGGCCCGUGCAAUUUCAAAAGGGUUGACUGGUGUUGACAUUCAUUGGGAUUGGGACGCACCAAGAACACGUGAGGGAUAUUACAGAUAUCAGGGUGGAUGCCAAUGCGCAGUCAACCGUGCCAUUGCAUACGCACCUUAUGCAGAUAUGAUCUGGAUGGAGAGCAAGAUGCCAGAUUAUGCACAAGCCAAGGAAUUUGCAGAUGGGGUGCAUGCAGUAUGGCCCGAGCAGAAAUUAGCAUACAACCUCUCGCCGUCCUUCAACUGGAAAGCCGCCAUGUCCCAGUCUGACCAAGAAACCUACAUCGCUCGCCUUGGACAGUUGGGCUACUGCUGGCAAUUCAUCACCCUAGCUGGUCUACACUCUACCGCGUUGAUCUCGCAUCAAUUCUCCCAGGCAUUUGCCAAACAGGGCAUGCGAGCUUAUGGAUCGCUCAUACAAGAACCAGAAAUGGCUCUCAAAUGCGACGUGGUGACGCAUCAGAAGUGGUCAGGAGCCAAUUAUGUGGAUAAUCUGCUGAAGAUGGUGACUGGAGGUGUGAGCAGUACGAGCGCGAUGGGUAAGGGGGUUACUGAGGAUCAGUUUAAGGGGCAUUGA
This is a messenger RNA of Endocarpon pusillum Z07020, 1650 nucleotides long. Its product is annotated as Isocitrate lyase. Gene Ontology annotation, molecular function: isocitrate lyase activity. The record is from RefSeq and is a predicted model, not a curated record. The coding region runs from base 1 to 1650 and encodes 549 amino acids. NCBI's taxonomy places the organism in Eukaryota, Fungi, Ascomycota, Eurotiomycetes, Verrucariales, Verrucariaceae. Gene Ontology annotation, biological process: carboxylic acid metabolic process. The transcript is spliced from 3 exons.